AUAUUGGUCCUUGUUACAGUUUGAACGGUACGCUGCGAUAUUAGUCAUGGCGGGAUGUUUGGAGUGAAUUUAGCUUCAACACUAAAGAUGCAGAGAUCGGUGAGCAGUUUGAACCUGAACCUAAGUGUGAGAGCGAGGCUGAUAAGCGCGGGAAUACAGUCCACUCGAGACCUGCUGCACGUGAGCCCGAAACAGCUCAGCUCAGGUAACACACACACACACACACACACACACACACACACACAAAAUGGGUUAAGAUAGGCACUGAUGUUGGUUACAUUUUUACACCUUCAAUUGUGAGUGAAGGUUAACAAUAAGGGAUCAGACUCUGUACGUGUUUGUAGUAAGACUGAUAUAAGGGGUUUACUUUUUUGCAGUAGUUUGCGGUUCAGUGCUUAAAGGGAUAUUCUGACGUAAAAUUAAUUUAGGGUCAAACACACCGUAACACCGAGUUAGACACCCCCUCCAGAGAUGAAUAUUGCUGACCGCUUGCUUCUCUAGUUAUACCAACUUUAGUAACGACCGCAAGAUAGUAAUACAGAGAGCCACAAGCUUAACCAAAACGCCACUCUAUAGCCACAAAUAAUGCUCAGAGCAGCACCUAACUUCAUCAACAGUACAUGGGUCAAUGACGUGACGCCUCAAUAUUCUGUCCGGCUGUAUUUUCUUUAUAUUACGAAGAGUUUUAAAGGGGACCUGCCACCAAAAUUUCAUACCCAUUUUUAUCAUUUUUUCAUAAUCCUUAAUGUCCUCUGAUCAUGUUCAUCAGGCAACAUUCAUUUCUCCAGGGGGUGUCUAACUCGGUGUUACGGUGUGUUUGACCCAAAAUAAUUUUACGCCAGAGUAUCCCUUUAAAAUAGCUACAGAAAGCCACUAUUGAUGGUUACAAACAGGUAACUGUAACGGGAUGUUACAGUUAGGCACAAAAAAGGGUUCCAGUGAGGAGCUUAAAGUAGUUUCUUAUUCGGCCCUAAAAAUGGAAAGUUAGGGACCAAAAUUCAUUUCAUCUGUUCAUAUGUCCAGACUGUGGACCAGGACUCGCUGAUCCAUUAUUUCUGUCUGGUGUUGCAGAGACCGGCCUAUCCCAGCAGGAGGCGCUGGAGGUGCUGCAGGUGGUGAGUACAGGUCUGGGUGGAGCCUCUAUCAGCGCUCUGGAGCUCCUGCAGAGAGAAGAGGAGGAGCCAAAGAGCAUUGUUACCUUCUGCUCACAGCUCGAUACUGCGCUCGCUGGAGGACUUCCUGUUGGAAAAACCACUGAAGUCUGUGGAACGCCAGGAACGGGAAAAACACAGCUGUGGUCAGACACACACACACACACACUCACGUUAAACUAGUUUUUGUUCCACUGAUCAAUAAAGCUAUUGAUGAUCUCAUCACUCAGUCUACAGCUGGCUGUGGACGUUCAGGUGCCACCUUGUUUCGGGGGGGUCGGAGGUCAAGUGGUCUUUAUUGACACUGAGGGGACCUUCCUGCUGCAGAGAGUCACUGACAUGGCCGCCGCCGCUGUUCAACACUGCGCCCUAUUAGUUGAGGAUGAUGAACAGCGAGUUGCCAUGACAACUUUCUCUGUAGAAACCAUCCUGUCUAACAUUUUCCUGGUAAUUAUGAAAUCAUCAUUAAUCCAUCCUCCAAUCACUGCUGCUGUUACUGUGAUGUCAUACUUUGGCAACAGCAGAGGUAACUCUGAUUGGCUUUUUGUCUCACAGGUGUGUUGUCAUGACUACUUGGAGCUGCUGGCAGAGCUCCACUUGCUGCCUGACUUCCUGUCUGAGCAUCCGAGGGUCCGCCUUUUGGUGAUCGACAGCUUGGCAUUUCCAUUCCGGCAGCAUUUUGAUGAGCUGUCUCAACGUACACGCCUCCUCAACGGCCUCACCCAGCAGCUGAUUGCUAUGGCAACCAACCAAAACUUGGCUGUGGUGUUGACCAAUCACAUGACUACGCGUCUGCAAGGCAGCAAAUCACAGCUGGUCCCAGCCCUUGGGGAAAGCUGGGGUCACGCCCCCACCAUCAGACUCCUCCUACAAUGGGCAGGUUCAAGGCGGUUGGCAGCCAUCUUUAAAUCCUCUGGUCACAUGGACUCCACCAUCCAAUACCAGAUCACCUCUGAGGGAUUCAGGGACGCAGACCAAUUAGAGCAGCCGUAAAGCAAAAGGCCUAGGACACACAGCAGCCAAUCAGCUGCCAGCAUCAUAGAACUAAUCUCCUAAUUGGUCAAAGACUGUAAACUGAUCAGAGAUGGGUCUGUUUGUUAAAAAACUAAUUUAUGCUUUGCCUUUUUUUGAACUGAUAUUUAAACCUUUAUUUUCAGAGAAAAUUUAAAAUGAGGACUCACUACAGGUUUUGUUUUGGAAAAACAGCUGAUGAGCCUUUGGAAUAGUCAGACCAAGUAGACCAAUCAAUGAUCAAUUAAUAAAUAAUAAGAAAUAUUUUUUAAAAGUUUGUAUUCAAUGAAAACCUGGAGAUUGAAUGUGUGUGUAUGUGCGCACGAUAGUGUUCAGGGCUCGACAGUGCGACCGUUUCACUCGCAUUUGCGACUAAAAGUAGAUGUGUGCGAAUUGUAAAAUGUAUUUAAGGUCACUUACGCAUAAAAAAAAUUCACCAAGGCAACAAAUGUUUUUUCCUGUAAAUAUGGCAGUGAAGUUAGUUUUAGGUUGGAUAUUUGACAGACAUUCACUGAGGAUCUACCGGUGUCUUCUCACUCUCCAUAACCAGGAAUAACAACAGCAGUGCAGUUAAAUCUACUCGGCACCCUCACUGUCAACGUCGGUGUUGAAUAAGGGACCAUCAAUAAAUUACCGGUUGAUGUUCUCAAAAAAGGCUGUUUUCCUUCAAUAGCUUCCAUGUCAUGUCAUGUAACCGAUUGACCU
Messenger RNA from Xyrichtys novacula (pearly razorfish), 2867 nucleotides. Lineage: Eukaryota; Metazoa; Chordata; Actinopteri; Labriformes; Labridae. The record is from the annotation of a GenBank genome assembly.